GCCACUAUACUGCUGCGUGUCACUAAAAAACGUAAAAACAUAUAUUAUUUUAAAGCGCGUGACAUGGUGUGACUAGGAAACAUUUAUGAAUGACGUGAGUGGAACAGGGCAAUGAAGGAGGGUGAAGCCAGGGCCAGACAGAGGAGACGGACGCGGGGUUGUGUUGGUGGCGCGCCGGGACCUCCACAACAACCUUUGAAAAUAUUCCCAGCGAGAGUCCUGCAGCAGUUGAUGUGGGCCUCGUCUCCUGCUCCACCACGCUAGAAUGCAGCAGAACACACUGAGUACCACGCUCAACUUUGGGAGUGGCGAGGGAGGUGGUGAUGGAGCUAUUCAGGACUUGGAAGUGGCUGGACGACUUGUGGAUAAGCAUCUUGGCUACGAUUCCAGCUUCCCUUCACUCCUGGAUAGGCUCAGAAUAUCGCCACAAGGUUUUGCAACAGUGAGCGGGUUGAGUGAGAGUGAUUACCCCAACAGUAGCGAUGCUCGCUCUUCCCGCCACCUUCACACCACACGCAAGGUGCCUCUACCUUCAGAGCUCAUUCACCACUUCCAACAUAUGCAGUGUAACUGCAUGAUGGGUCUUUUUCCCGAGAUCAAUCGUGCCUGGUUAACUAUAGACAGCGACAUAUAUGUCUGGGUUUAUGAGGAUGGGAGCGACUUAGCAUAUUUUGAUGGACUUCACGAAACCAUUUUAAGUGUAGGUCUUGUCAGACCGAAGGCUGGAGUGUUCAAACCAUACAUAGAGCAUCUCCUUUGUCUCACAACCACCUCUGAGAUUGUUCUAUUAGGGGUGUCCUUCUCGCAGUCCACAGAUGUUGAUGAAAGUUCUGGAAUGCAUCUUUUACCAGAACCUUUGUUUUCUGUGCCAACCGAUGGCUCGUAUGUCCUCACCAUCCGUGGUACUAGUGAUGGCCGCAUUUUCAUGGGGGCCAAAGAUGGAUGUUUGUAUGAAUUAGUUUAUCAGGCAGAGGAUGGCUGGUUCAGCCGUAAAUGCCAGAAAGUAAACCUCUCGAGAUCCGCCAUCUCGUACCUUUUACCCUUCCUGGCCUUUUCCGAGGAUGACCCAAUUAAUCAGGUGGAAGUAGAUGACAGCCGACAUAUCUUGUAUACCUUGAGUGAUAAAGGAACUAUUACGGUGUAUGAUUUAGAUUCCGACGGCAAGAACACAUCUCGUGUAGUUUCAGUCCCUCAUAACAACAUCAUGAAUGCUGCUCUUCAAGUCGCAAAGACGGUAGACAAAGCCAAUUUCAGGGGCGUAGUGAGCUUGUGUCCAAUAAGUACCAGUGAGUCGACUCACAUCCACCUUGUGGUUGUAACAGGUACGGGAGUGAGAUUGUAUUAUACAACAAUACCAUUGACUGGUGGACCAAACCAGCGUCCAGUACAGCUGACGUUGCUCCAUGUUCGUCUACCUCCGGGGUUUGCCGCUAAUGCCACAGUUUACAGACCUACAAAAGUUCACAAAGCCCUUUAUUCACAUGGUACUGGUGUUCUGUGUUCCAAUGAGAGCAUUGAAGCAGAUACAGUUUGGACAAUGAGUAGUGAUCAGUACCCUUACCACCCAACCCUAGCAGAAUCUCAGAGCACGCAUGCUGUGGAUGGGUAUGUGUGGGCACUUGCUGAUGUUACUCCAGAAUUGUGGUGCUCUGCACUAAACCCACCAACGCCUCAGGGCACCAGACCACCACUUUUGGUCACGCAGCAUCAACACGCACCCAGGCGUUUGGUUCUGCUGUCAGCCAAAUAUCUUCUUAACACUUUCGCGCUCUCGGCGCUCAAAAAAAAAAAUACCCCAGAUGCUUUCGGCACUUCGCGCGCCUACGCGGUAAGACCGAAAAAGUCCGCGAGCGCACUGGCGAAAACACAAUCAUGCUUGGAAAGUUUAUACAUUUAUACGUUUCCUGACCAUUAUCAUUGACAGGUUGCAGAGUGGGCCACUCGAGCAUUAUUCCUGUAUGGUGCUAACUUGCCUCCAGCAACACCUGCUAAUUUUCCUCCACACACGCCGUCAAACUAUCAAUUCAAUCCAACACAAAUGUCAACGCCUCUCCAUGGCCAGACUGUGAAUACAACUAUAGGCCAAGAUGCACAGUUUUCACCACUGCAUAAUGCUCUAUAUCUGUACCUGGCAAGAAUUUUAAGACCAGUCUGGUCUACUCCACUAGCUAAAGAAACUGUAGUUGACGGAAAGUCUGUGUUGGUGAGUACUAUGACUGCUGAGGAGGUUGGUUUUCUUGCCAGUCAAGUGGAGCUGUUAGCCAAGUUCCUCAUCACCAACCAAGGCGGCUCUGCCUCAUUCCAGCCAAUAAAUAUGUCCAGCAGCAAUGUAAAUAUAGGACGGUACAUCGGAGAUGGGUCCGAGCGGGCAUCAUUAUUGGCUCUGAGAUCACUGUUGGACCAAGCCCUGGAGGUCCUCCGUCUUAUGACAGUCCUCACUACCCACAAUUUUACUACUAUUACUUCAACCAUACAGAAAGAAGUGCGUGAGCAGCUCCGAGGUAUGACCCUACGUGAUUUAGUGUUGACUGGACGUGAAGUUUGUCGUUGUCUCAUCAUGGCACUUUUAGACAGAUACCACGGCGAUAAUGCGUCAGCUGAUGCUAUAUCUGAGCGACUGCGGGAGAUAUGUCCUGGACUGUACCGUAUCGAAGAUGCUAAAUUAGCUAAAGCCAAUGAGAUCAUCUUGGCUGCGAAAGCAAAUACCAAUAAAGCCGAGAAGGACAAAGGCUUCAAAGAUGCAGUGGCACUGUGUAAACAGAUUGGUCAUCACGUGAACGUUAACGGCAUCAGUAGUCAGCUGGCGAGUGGCGGUGCUUACGAAGGUGUGGUGGACCUGUGUCUGAGUGUGGCGGCACAGAGAGAUCCCCCGGGCUUAGCUCUCCACUAUUACAAGAAUAAUGAACCUGCUGAUGAUCAUCAGGGGUAUAUGGCAUUCACAUCAAGAAUGGAAUGUUAUCGAGUGAUAAUGGAUCAGCUGAACCAGUUAGUUGGAGCUGGAGUUCCCCCACCAGCCUCGCCCAGUGUCCCAUCACGGCCUGGGCCACCCACACCACCACCCUCUACACUGCCCUCUACUGAUGCUACGCAGUAUGCUACCCAGAUGAUGACACUGAUUGUAGCAAGUAGUGAUGAGUUGGCUCAUGUAACUUUAUACCAGUGGUUGGUAGACACUAAUCGCACGGAUCAACUCCUGGCUCUGACGUCACCUUAUCUAGAGACAUUCCUUACACGAACCAAUGGCCAAGCACCACUAAAUCACUUGCUUUGGCGAUACUAUGAGAGGAAUAGAGAUUACUUUAAGGCUGCCAAAACUCUUCUUGUGUUAGCCGAACAAAUUGGAGACACGCAAGUGAGUGUGCGCGUGGAGUAUCUCUCUCGAGCCAUUAUGUGUCUCAGCUCGUGUGAAAUGAACACAGCCUCCAACUACUCCGACUUCAUGCUGCAUCUGGAAGAAAAGAAAGAGGUGGCAAGAGUACAGCUUAUGGUCCUGGAUGCACUACAGUCUGAGGGGGCAAGUGCUGAUGUGGUUGCCCAGCUCAACUCUUCACUUCUCACACUAACUGUCCUCUAUGAGAAGUUUGCCGAGCCUUUUUCACUGUGGGAGUGUAAGCUAGCCAUCGUACACUGUGCUGGCCACUCUGAACCCCAGCUGGUGCAGUCUAUUUGGAGCAAGCUGUUAGACAGUGAGUUAGAGAGGUCACGAGGGGGCGCCACGGAGACAAGGGUCGAUUGUUUGUCCAGUAAGAUAAAAGCUCUGGCGCGUCUGUAUUCUGCGAACCCCAACUACUUUCCUCUAGAACACAUAAUAAAGGAGUGUGAAAUUCGGUCGGUUGAGCUUGGAGCCGACACAUCCUGGGUGGUGACUGCGCUCCAGGGUUGUGGGGUACCUGUUAACAAACUUAUCAAUAUUUAUCAUAAGUUGUAUCGUAGUGGGGAGAGUGUGUGGGAAGUGCAGCGUUCCCCUUACCAUUUACUGGGAGUCCUCGCACACCUCAUUACUAUGAUGAUAGACACCAGCUCCUCCGUAGCACCUCAGCAAAGGCGGGCUCAGCGUGAACUGUGUCUGGACUAUGUUGCCGAGUACCUCACCGACUUGAGUGCUUCAGCCGAUCCUUCGGCGGGUGUCAUAUCUGCUCACCUUAAGACCUGUCAGGCCAAGCUAGAACGUUAUGUUUAAUUAUCUCUGGUGUGUGUUCAUGGAAAAUAUAUGUAGUAUGAUUUAGUGUACAGAACAUGUUUAACAGAUUUGAAACUGCAAUAUUGUUUUGUAAAACAUUAAUGACAUGAUAUAGUUUAUAUAUAUGAUUGUAUAUUUCAUUAAAUUCAUAACUUGCUGUAUUUAUUUAUGGGAUGAUUUUGUUGUUUAUCUUAAAUUAUUCACAGUUUUGCCAUCUCUUAAAAAUGGAACACAGUACAGCCAGCACAAAAUAUUCUAAUUAUGCCACUUUUUCUCCUAUUUCAAGAUUUCAAGCCUGUAAUUAUAAAGGUAAUAGAUACCUAGAAUAUACAGGCUGCAAUCAUAUUUCUUUUUUGAACAAUAAAGACAUGUAUGCUAUCCCAGGUUAUAGCCAACAUAAAUGCUGCUGUUCAUGUAUUUACCCCAACAUCUUGUACAGAUGCCUUAAACGCUAUGUAAACCUCAUUGAGAUAUAUUCUACUGAGUUACAUAAAAUGUUGAAGAUUAAUUAUACCUGAAACAAUUUCAUUGAAUGCUUUUCAUGGCGGUGAAAUGCAUAAAAUUGCUGUCAGUAUUUUACUGUUAUACAGUAUUUACAAUUAAGAAUAAUCCUCAAUACACUGACAUUAAAAGCAUGUUAUUCCUUAUAAUGGGUAGCAUUACCAUGUGCCUUGUACAUAUUAAUGUGGCGGAUGUAUUGGGUUUCUCAUUAAAAGCAGAGUGUAGCUACUGUGCUGAUUUGAUUGACAAAAACCUUUUGGGCCCUCUGGCCAGUGUUUCGGGUGCUUAACUCUUGUAGAUGCUGUAUGCAAAAAAUGUCGGAAGUUUGUAAAUGAGGCCUACUCAUGAUGUAACUGCAAUCUCUGUAAAAAGUUAUUUUAUUUUUUUUAAAUGUGCUUUUCAGUAUAAAGUGCAAACAUUUUCUUAGCAUCACAUUUUUAGUGUAUGGAUUGAUCACUUUUGACAAAACACAGUCUCUCACUCUCUCCUCUCUCAUCUCCUCUCUAGUCUGUCUCCUCUAGUGUCUCUCUCAUCUAGUCUCUCUUGUUUCUCUCUCUUUCUCUAUAAAUAAAUAGUCCAUUGUCUAAAAACAGAUGACUAAUAAAUGAAUUCAAACUUUGUGUUAUUCAUGUUACUUUAUUUGUAUGAAAGAUGUACUGUACUUCCUUGUAAAAUAGGACACUUAGAUUUAGAUUUUAAUUAAGCAUAUUCAUUAAACAUUAACUGCCUUUGAAGCCCAUUUUACCAUUAAAUUGACACAGGCUGGCACAUGAAAAGUUUAAGUGAUAUUUUCCACUUUUGCCCUGUGUGAACUUGUCUUUGGGAAAGAUCCAAUAGCAGUGUCCCAAAUAUUUAGUGCAGAAUCAGAUGGUGUUUUCGGAUCGGAUAUAAACAGCGAGUGAUUUCUAAUGCUUUAAAAAAUAACUAAGACUAAUUUGAGGAUGUCAGGAUGCAGGUUAAAUACUAAAUCAGAUUAUAGAGAAGCUAGGUAGAUAAAUAUUACAAUUUUGUAAUCCUCGAUGGAUAGUGUUUAGUAUGAGAAAGUGUUGAAGUGUAAAUGUGGUCAAAGUUAAUUGAGAGGAAUGUUGGAAGUAGCUUGACAAUGCUGGUACAUGUUUUCUUCAUUUUGUUAGAAGGUGUGGAUUAUUAUAGUGGACGUAAAUUAUAAGCUGAAGGUGCUGUAUAAAGUUAUAUAGGUUUUAAUUUGAUACAUUUUAUAAAUGGCAUUGUAUUGUAAAGUUUUGGUAAUGAUGAUAAUGCUUGUAUUCUACUUGAAUUGCAUAAAAUAUUAUUUUUAUACUUUUCUGUUCUAUUGAGGUAGGAAUUUAAGAAUAAUGAUUCUCUUACACACAACCUCUUUCCAUUUUCUGAUACAUUUCCACCCAGUGGAAAGUGGGAAAAAUUGUAAUGAUGAAAUGGGCAUUGCCUAUCCCUAACCCAAAUAUACUAGUGACACUUUACAUUACAUCAACAGCUGUCAGUAAUCAUGACUCGCACUUCUAUUUACUGGGUAUGUAAUGUAACUUCAAGCUUGGAGAGUUUGAUCAUUUCUUACACUGUACAUCUUGAAAAAUCCAAAACUAAAAUAGAAAUCCUGUCUGAU
This is a messenger RNA of Procambarus clarkii (red swamp crayfish), 6284 nucleotides long. The record is from RefSeq and is a predicted model, not a curated record. Lineage: Eukaryota; Metazoa; Arthropoda; Malacostraca; Decapoda; Cambaridae.